Messenger RNA from Sporothrix brasiliensis 5110, 4473 nucleotides. Its product is annotated as ankyrin repeat-containing protein. The coding region runs from base 1 to 4473 and encodes 1490 amino acids. The transcript is spliced from 5 exons. NCBI's taxonomy places the organism in Eukaryota, Fungi, Ascomycota, Sordariomycetes, Ophiostomatales, Ophiostomataceae. Gene Ontology annotation, molecular function: protein binding. The record is from RefSeq and is a predicted model, not a curated record.
AUGCCAGAACGGCUCAAAAAGCCCCGGAAGGGAUUCAAAACUCUGUUCUCACGGGAGCGGCACAACGCCGGUGGGCCGUCAAACCCCGAUUUCACGAACAUCGGGCCCGCACAUGCCGCGCACGCUCCACAAGGCUUGGAGCUGGUGUCGCCAAGUUCGAGCACUCUGCGUGUUGCCCAGGCUCCACUGGUCGACAAUUCAUCGCCGCCUAAUCAUGGACAGGCCCAGAUGUCGGUUGCUCUGGCUGCCACACCGGCCUCACCAGUGAUUCCAACGCCGCCGCCACUGAACCCCUCGGAUAUGACGAACACCGGAACCGAGGCCCAAACCAACGCUGACGACAUCGAGCCUUGGACGGCGGCAUUCCACCUUUUCCAAGAAAAGUCUCCUGAUCUUGCUGCCAGCUACGAGAAAUGUCUGGUGUCCCUGCUGGGCAUGACAGCGGACGACGUGAAGCUGGCCGUGCCACGGUCUGUCGAAACCGUCGUGCAGACACAAUUGAAGCGGCGUGAGGGCAAGCAGUGGAAGCUGCCUCUUCCCUUGGGCAAGACAAUCAACGUGCGCAAACAGACCGAAAAGCUGGUCAAGCUUUUGCUCUAUUUCGAUCCGAUCGUGAAAGAUGCAGUCAGUGCCCAGCCGUAUGCAGCACUGGCGUGGUCUAGCGUUUCUAUGCUUCUUUCACUGCUCACAAAUACCACCAUCCAGAACGAAGCGAUGCUUGACGGUUUCAAUUCUAUCAACGACAUUCUUGUCUACUGGAAUGCCGGUGAAGAGAUUCUCCGCAAGGGCAAUACCGGAGCCCACUUUCUCAAGUCUCUCAGCAACCUCUACGCUUCUAUUAUUGAGUACCAGGCCUCCGUCAUUUGCCAUAUUUCAAGUGGCCAAGGCUCUCGAGCACUGAAGAGCGUUGUCGGCGCCGUGGACUGGGCCAAAAAGGCGCAGAAAAUUGCCCAGUUGAACACGGCGUGCAAAGACCUCGUGGACAUCAGUUGCCGGGCCGACAUCCAACGAGCCAACGACAGCACACUACAGGGCAUGCGUGACAUUGUCGUGGCAUUGGAACAGAGUGAGCAACAGACGCAUGGCCGCGAGAGGGACGAGAAAGAAGCAGAGCUUCUUCGCAAUCUCCAAUGCCCCUACGACAGCUACAAAGACUUUAACCGCCAAAGAGUCCACGGGACGUGUGAAUGGUUCUUCAACGACGACAGAUUCCAUGCAUGGCGCGAUGCCAGCACGUCUAGCCUUCUCUGGGUUUCUGCCGGCCCUGGCUGUGGCAAGUCGGUCCUCUCACGAGCCAUUGUCGACGACCUCCGCGCGUCCACCGCCGGCGGCAGCUCCACUGUUUGUCACUUUUUCUUCAAACACGGAGACGAAGACCGCACGCUUGCCGCCAAUGCGCUCAGUGCCAUCUUGCACGGCUUGUUCACUGAGGACGCAUCCCAGCGCUUAAUCCAGCACGCGCUGCCGAGCCACAAAAGUCAUGGCAAGCGCCUGGCCCAGGAUUUCCUGGAGCUGUGGAAGAUCUUGACCAGCUGUGCUCAGUCGGACGACGCCGGAGAAAUCAUCUGUGUUUUGGAUGCACUCGAUGAAUGUGAACAGCAGAGCCGGCAUGAGCUCCUCGACCGUCUGAGACAGUUUUACAGGGACCAACAACCCACGUCCGCCAAAGCCUCGAAGCUGAAGUUCGUCAUCACAAGCCGCCCCUAUGACGACCUCGAAAAACAAUUUGCCGGGUUCGCAACAGCCAACUGCAUCCAGUUCCACGGUGACGACAAGUCCGCCGAAAUAAGUCGGGAGAUCGAUUUCGUCAUUGACGAGCUCGUGGACGAAGUGGCCGGCUCGUUUAGUCGCGACGACAAGAAGAGGUUGAAAACGCACCUCAAGGGCAUGACGAACCGCACGUACCUUUGGCUGCAUCUUACCUUUGACAUUAUCAGACAAAGCCCUUGCGAAUUCGGCCGACCUUGCGACAUCGACGAGCUUCUGUCCAUACUGCCAUCUCAGGUGGCCGACGCGUACGAAAACAUCCUGAACCGGAGCAAAAACAAAAAGCGAACAGAAACAAUCCUUUCCAUUGUGCUUGCCGCCGAAAGACCGUUGACGCUCCGCGAAGCAAACGUCGCCGUGGCCAUGGCCUUUGCGCUGCAAAAUAACAAGUCGCCGCCGCCAUCCACCUCCGCUGAACUUGAUAAACAACUAUGGCCAGAAAAAACGUUCAAAAGCGUUGUAACCAACCUCUGUGGCCUUUUCCUCAGUGUGUAUGACGAAAAAUUAGUCUUCAUCCAUCAAACCGCGAGAGAGUUUCUCGUCGGCGCCAGAGGCGAAGGCAAUGUUUGGCAGGGACGUUUUGCCUUGCCCACAUCGCACAGCGUCAUGUCGUCCAUCUGCGUCCGCUACUUGCUGCUGCAAGAGAUACACGUUUCCUAUAGGGAAUACUUCGAUCGCAUUACACGUCGCAGAUUUUUGGAUUACGCCGCUAAACACUGGCAUCGGCACCUCGCCGCACAGGAUCCCACUGCUAGAUUUGACUUGCUGUCAGAAGCUCGCAUCCUCUUAGAUGGAACUGAUAUCCGAAACCAAGCUUGGAUGUACCAGUCUUCGAAAGUUGAAGUAUUGUACGGGAUGACCAGCCUGACUGUUGCAAGCCUCUUCUGCCUGACGUCAGUUGUGGAGGACAUGCUGAAGACCGGCAAGGUAGAUAUUAACAAAUGCGACGCACAUGGCAAUACAGCGCUUCACCACGCCGCCAAAGAAGGUCAUACGGCAAUUGUUUGGCUACUCCUCGAUAAAGGUGCCGAUAUUUACGUACGGAAUAGAUUCGACGACACGGCGUUUCGAGACGCCGCCGAUAACGGCCAUACGGAAACUGUUAAGCUGCUACUCGAUAACGGUGCCGACAUUAAUGUGCGGAGCAUUCACGGAUACACAGCGCUCCACGUCGCAGCCAUACGCGACGAUUCAGAAAUCGUUCAGCUGCUUCUCAAAGAGGGCGCUGACGUUAACGCAAGAGACAGCGACCGCUGGACGCCGCUCCACAGAGCAGCUGAAGGCCGUAGUAAUAAAAUUUUUCGGCUCCUCCUCGACAACGGCGCCGACAUUCAUGUGCGGAGUAAAGACGGUGAGACGCCACUCUGGUACGCGGCGUAUUUUGGCAAUAGUGAAAUGGUUCGGCUACUACUCGAAAAAGGUGCCAACGUCGAUGUAUUGAAUCGUUGGGGUGAGAGCAUACUCCACUAUACAGCCGACAACCAUGCAGCCGAAAACGGCCAUACCGAAGCCUUGGGAUUGCUCCUUGCCAAAGGUGCCGACAUCCACGUACAGAAUGCGAAGGGCAACACGGCACUCCAUAUUUCAGCCAAGUACGGAUAUACGGAGGCGGUAAGACUCUUUCUUGAUCACGGCGCGAAUAUAGACGCACAAAACCGGGACGGCCAAACAGCACUCUACAAGGCGCUGCAGGAAAAUCACAUGAGCGUGAUUCGGCUACUCUUGGAAUACGGCGCCGACGUUUUUGUACAAGACGUUGACGGCAGGACGGCACUUGAAGCCACGCACGAGAGUGAUCCCGCCAAAGCCACUGAGAUACUGUCAAUAGCAUUGGAACUGCUCGGGAAACGGGUAGACGACUUUCCUAAGCAGGAUCUGGACGGUCUGAAGGAGCUUGCAGCCAGAGUCGAGAGUAGCCUCGCUACGGCUCACAGACUCUACGAGAAAUGGUCUGGCAUCGCCAUUGAGUUGACCGUGAUCGCCUCUCCCCUUCCUUUGCAAGACAACGAAGGAAUUUUAACAUGGCAGGACGAAAACAUGCAACUCGCCCACGGCGGCCUCGCCAACUACACCGUCGGCGACCCGCCGGUCUGGUACCGCGGCUACGACCCAGACGAAAAUGCGGCCGAGCAGGACGGGCAGCCCUGGAUGGUCCAGCGCAAGUGGGCAUCCAUCGACCCCAUCUUCACUGCGGCCGACCCGUUUUUGGCGUGCAACAAGCCCGGCACGCCCGGCCCCGCGUACAUUCCCGUGGCGGCGGGCCAGAACCUGACGGCCGUCUACUGGUACUGGCUGCACCCGGUCGGGCCCAUGUCGGCGUGGCUGGCGGCCUGUCCGCCGCUGGACGAGGGCGGCUGUGUGGGCGUCGACGUCAAUGCGCUGCGCUGGUUCAAGAUCUGGGAGGCCGGGCUGCUGGCCGGGACCGGCAACCUGGCCGAGGGCAUCUGGUACCAGAAGCAGUUCCAACACUGGGAUGGUUCCCCGGACCUGUGGCCGGUGACCAUCCCGGCGUCCUUGCAGGCCGGCCUCUACGUGGUGCGCCACGAGAUUGUGAGCAUCCACAUUGCGAACCGGCCGCAGUUCUACCCGGAGUGCGCACACCUCAACAUCACCGGCGGCGGGACGGAGCUGCCGCCGACGUCGUUUUACAAGACAUUUCCAGGCGCGUACAGUGUGGAUGAUUACCUGUCGACAUAUAUUGUGUAG